This is a messenger RNA of Myotis davidii, 1117 nucleotides long. It is a transcript of the gene MMAB, whose product is annotated as methylmalonic aciduria (cobalamin deficiency) cblB type. Lineage: Eukaryota; Metazoa; Chordata; Mammalia; Chiroptera; Vespertilionidae. The transcript has 9 exons. Gene Ontology annotation, molecular function: corrinoid adenosyltransferase activity. The record is from RefSeq and is a predicted model, not a curated record. Bases 88 to 807 code for a protein of 239 amino acids.
GAGCGGUGGCGCGGCGGGCGGUAGGUGGAGUAACCCCGGGACCUGGACGGGAGCCUGGCGGGCUCAACCCCGACGAGCGGCUUGGGCAUGGCUGUGUGGGUUUGGGGGGGCCGCCUUGGCCUCCGCGGGUGCCUCGCGGCCGGCAGGCUACUUUGUCCCCGUUUCCAGAGCCGCGGUUCCCCGGGCAUAGAAGACGGGGACAGGCCACAGCCUCCCUCGAAGACACCCAAGAUCCCCAAGAUUUACACCAAAACAGGAGACAAAGGGUUUUCUAGCACCUUCACUGGAGAAAGGAGGCCCAAAGACGACCAGGUGUUCGAAGCCUUGGGAACUACAGAUGAAUUAAGUUCAGCCAUUGGGUUUGCUAUGGAAUUAAUUGCGGAAAAGGGCCACCCGUUUGCUGAGGAGCUUGAGAAGAUCCAGUGCUCCCUGCAGGACGUUGGCUCCGCCCUGGCGACACCCCGCUCCUCCGCCCGGGAGACUCACUUAAGACGCACCACAUUUGAGUCGGGGCGCGUCCUGGAGCUGGAGCAGUGGAUCGACAAGUACUCCGGCCAGCUCCCCCCUCUCACGGCUUUCAUUCUGCCUUCGGGCGGCAAGAGCAGCGCUGCACUGCACUUCUGUCGGGCCGUGUGCCGGCGGGCUGAGAGACGCGUGGCGCCUCUUGUCCAGAUGGGUGAGACGGAUGCAAACGUGGCCAAGUUCUUAAACAGACUCAGCGACUAUCUCUUCACGCUAGCCAGGUAUGCAGCCAUGAAGGAGGGGAAUCAAGAGAAAAUAUACAAGAAAAGUGACCCUUCGGACUGAACCCGAGGCGCUUGGGAACAAUGGAAAGGGGAGCCUUGUGGACCCUCCGGGGUGGCCACCAGGGAAGAGGAGUUUGCCUUGUCCUGGUUCCCGAAGGCCUCGCCUCAGGGCUGGACCAGGGUCUUUUGUCCGUGCUCAGCUGCCUCCAGACCCCCUGCCACUGCCCUCGGGGGCAGCGGCUGCUGGAGAAAUCUGCCCGCCAGGCUCUCCUUGGUCUUCUCGGGACUGGGUUCACCUGCAGAAAGGAGGGCGAAGUGAUUGCUGUAAUGAGAAGGACGCACAUAAAGAAUAAAAGUGGGAAAGGCUUGAA